Jatropha curcas is the source of this 1355-nucleotide messenger RNA. Its product is annotated as putative carboxylesterase 2. Gene Ontology annotation, molecular function: hydrolase activity. The record is from RefSeq and is a predicted model, not a curated record. NCBI's taxonomy places the organism in Eukaryota, Viridiplantae, Streptophyta, Magnoliopsida, Malpighiales, Euphorbiaceae.
AAAAUAACCUUAUUAACUAAGUAUCAUAAAUUUUUUUUUCAAAUUUAUUUUCUCACCUUGGGGCUUGAGACUAGCUCCUAGUCCUAGCAUAAUUAUUAAUAAUAUAAUGUCUCACCAAACGAACCUAUUGUUCCUGUCCAUAAAAACCCCAUCUUGCAUCUUUGGCCUUAAAUUUCUUUAACUAAACACCUCUUUUUACACCUCGCCUUCUGUCCCUGUCUACUGUUCUUUUCUCCUUCCCAAUGGCUCCGGCCAAACAAGUAUCCCGUGAAGUUUUUCCUUACCUUCGAGUAUACAGCGAUGGAACGAUCCAGAGAUAUGCUGGAAUAGAAGUUACACCCCCAGGCUUCGAUUCUCCAACUGGGGUUUUCUCCAAGGAUAUCUUUAUAGCAACGCCAGAAACCACUCUUUCCGCCAGACUCUACAGUCCGGCGGCUACUGAUUCCAUCAAGAACAAUAACCAAAAGCUUCCUCUUUUAGUUUAUUAUCACGGUGGAGCCUUUUGCAUAGCAUCACCUGCCGAGCCCAAAUACCACCACUGCAUCAAUCAGCUUGCUUCCCAAGCUAAAAUCAUCGUUCUUUCUGUUGAUUACAGGUUAGCUCCGGAAAACCCUCUACCUAUUGCUUAUCAAGACUCAUGGGCUGCACUUGAGUGGGUGUUUGCCCAUGCUAAUGGAGAUGAUGGAGUUGAUAACAUUAAAACCGAAGCAUGGCUACACGAUUAUGUAGACUUUGGACAGAUUUUUUUAGCAGGUGACAGUGCUGGUGCUAACAUUACACACCACUUAGCUUUAAAGGCAAGGAAUUCGGAUCCGGGUAUUGGAAAUAUCAAAGGUAUUGUUAUGAUCCAUCCAUAUUUCUGGGGAAAGGAUUCCAUAGGAGAAGAGAAAAUCGAUAGUAUAAGAAAAUCAAUGGUGGAUAAUUGGUGGACGUUUGUUUGCCCGUCCAACAAAGGGUGCGAUGAUCCAUAUAUUAACCCGUUCAUCAAUGGAGCUCCAAGUCUUAAAGGGCUGGCUUGUGAUAGUGUCCUUGUCUUUGUUGCAGAGAAGGACAUAUUGUGUGAAAGAGGGAAGCUUUAUUAUGAAAAUAUAGUAAAAAGCGGAUGGAAAGGAAAAGCAGAGAUUGUGGAGACAAAAGGAGAAGAUCAUGUUUUCCAUAUUUUUAAGCCAGAUUGUGAGAAUGCUCAUGUGUUGAUGAAGCGCUGGGCUACUUUCAUCAACCAAGCAUAGUAGAGUAACUUUGCUUUGUGUCAAUUAUAUGUAUAACUUUACAGGUAGAUUUGCAAUUCCAAAAUCUAAAGUAUUUACUUUACUGUAACCUAGUUUUGAUUUUAGAUUUGAUUGUUUGCCUCCUUA